GGUACACACGUGGAGCCAGGAGAGCGGUGAUGUGAGCAAUGAUCGCCAAGGAGGAGAAAUUGGACUUUGGCAAGGAAACAAGAGAAAAAAAGAAAAAGAAGAAAAAGUCCAGGGCAGUGGAGGAGGAUACCUUGGAUGUGGAACCUCUAGUCAAAAAAAAGCCAUCCCAGAAGGAUGUGGCGCCCCCAGACGUGGUCCCAGAUAUGCCCCUGAUGAAAAAGAAAAAGAAGAAGAAGAAAACCCAAGAAGCAGAGAGCACAGACAGAACUCCCCAUGAGGAUAGCACGGAGGCUGAGACCAUGGGCAGAACCAACUCCCUGAAGAAGCAUCAUAGCAGAAAGGAACUGCUUCCAAGCCUGCCUGAGACCCCAAGCAAAGGGAAGAGAAAGAAGACAAAAUCAUCCCUCUCUCACCCUCCAGGAGCAGAGAGGGUGGCUGCAAAACUGGAAGGGAACUCUGACAGAAAAUCUAAAAAGCGGAAAAAGGACAAGAGGUUGGACCAGGAGCCCAGGGAGGCCCUUUCUGACCCUAUGAAGGAGGAGGAGGAGGUGGAGGAAGAGAAGAAAGAAAAGGCGUGUGAGCCCAUAGAACAGGGACAUGGAGAGGAGAAGCAGGAACCCAGCAGUCUCGGGGACUCUGGCACCAAGAAGAAGAAAAAGAAGAAGAAGAAGACUUACAGGCAAGAGGAGGAGGAGGAUGGAACUGUUAAUGUGCCCGUUAAUGAGGGACAUGUAGAGGACCCCAAUGCCUUCAGCAGCUGCAAAAAGAAAAGCCACAAAAGGAAGCAGCCCAAGGCUGAAUUGGAAGAAAGCGUCCCCCAAGCAGACAGCCCCAGCAGCACCAAAAAGAAAGGGAAAAAAUCUAAGACACAGAUAGAGCUGCCCUCUGCUGAAGAGCCUGCUCAGAAGAAGAAAAAGACGGCGGCAGGUAGGAAAGUGAUGCAGGACCCUCCAGGCCUGGGCAUGGUCAGAAGAAAGGCCUUGCAAGAAGAAAUUGAUAGAGCAUCUGGGAAAACUGAAGCUCUCAAAACCAAAGUGGAAGUGCCUACACAGUUUGGGCAAUGGGAUACAGCCACUUUUGAAAAUUCAGACCAAAAGAUGAAAUUUCUGAGACUUAUGGGAGGCUUUAAGAAUUCUUCCCCAUCACUCAGUAGUUCUCCAGGCACCCUGGGGAAACCAAACAUGGCUCUGAACAAGCAGGCUGCCGCCACCUUACAGCACAACCUACAAGUGGAGUUUGACAGAGCAAUGAGCUGGAAGCAGCAGCGUGGAGUUGGACUCGGCUACUCGGCUUCUACAAACAAAAAUAAAUUAUUUUAUAUAGACAGAAAUGCAUCCAGAUCUGUAAAGUUUAAUGAUGAUUAGCAGUGUCUUGUUCUCCCUUCCCCCCAAAACACUAUAGUUAUUUUUAGGUUUUCUAUUCAUGAGUUAAAGGUUGAGCUGCUUUUUUUCAAUAUUGAGGCAGCAAAGCUUCAGUUUGUUGGAAUUUCAAAGCCCCUUGAGGGGCUGGAAGAUAACUGCAUUCUAAAAGCCAGUAUAGUAUUUCUGUUAUUAAA
Dromiciops gliroides (monito del monte) is the source of this 1555-nucleotide messenger RNA. Its product is annotated as lysine-rich nucleolar protein 1-like. The record is from RefSeq and is a predicted model, not a curated record. NCBI's taxonomy places the organism in Eukaryota, Metazoa, Chordata, Mammalia, Microbiotheria, Microbiotheriidae.